UUUUAGAUAAAUAAGAAUGUUUUCUUCAAUAUAUGAUUUUUAUAAAAGACAUAGGAAAAAAAUUAUAUUUACUGGUAUAUUUGUUGGAAGCACAUAUGCCAUUACCAAGCUUGUAUCGUGGAAAUUCAAUGAAUGGGCUGAGCUAAAAGUGAAGGAAAUGGAACAAGAAGCAAAAAAACAAUAUUUGUUUGAAUCCAAUCAAAGGACAUGCACAGCAACAUUUCUUUCUUUUUUGCCUGAUGUACAAGAAGUCAUAACAUCUAAAACUAAUCUAGAUCAGUUUCUAGAAAUUCUGAAAUUAAAUCCAGCUAACAAAAUUGAAAUUUGGGAAAAUAUAAAAAUUUUAAGUAUGGCUCAAAUGAUUGCUUCUGUUCUUUCGAAUAUAUUACUUCUGGUGCUUUUAAAAGUUCAAUUAAAUAUAAUUGGUGGUUACAUGUUUGUCACUAUGAUGUAUGACAAAGAAAUGGAUGUUAGUGAUAUUCAAAAACGUUAUUUAAGCAAUGUAAAGGUUUUCAUUGAACAGAGAUUACCGUUAUUGGUUGAUGAUGUUAUCCUUAGUGUUAAAGAAAUUAUUGGCAGCGUUUCUUUAAAAGAAAAGAUUUCAUUUUUGAAACUUCAAAGUCUCACAGAAAAUGUUAUUGAGAAAUUAAAGUCGAAUCAUUUAAAAAAAUCAGUCAAUUUUUCUCAUCCUUUUUCCUGGUAUUUGAUAAACAACGAAACAUCAAAUACAGAGGAACGUUAUAGAAGGCUUAUGUUCCAAACUAAUGAGACUUUAAGUGGUGAUAGUUGUGCUUUGGUUUUGGAGGACUGCAUUUCUUCUGGUUUGCAAAGCAUUCUUAAUAAUUUAAAGGAUGUCUUUUUUGGAUAUGAAGAAGACCCUGAAGCAAUUACUUCUAUUGAAUCAUGUGCACAUACUUCCUUUUUCAAAGAAAUUGAACUUCCAAUGGCAAAGAUUACACCUUUACUCAACCAACAACUCCACCAGAUAUUUAAAUCUGGUCAGAACAAUUUUCUUGAUUCUGUUUUUUCACAGAGUUCACUACAUGACUUUUCAUCUAAUAUCUUUGAUGCAUUUAGCAGGGUAUAUAAUUGAAUUUCUCAGAAUAAAAAGUUUUAAAUAUUUUAAUUGGACAAAAAAUUUAUGCAAGCAAUAAGAAUCAUACUCCAUAUGAAUGCAUGCAAAUAAAGAUGCACAAUUUUCAUUCUGAAAAUGUGUUUUCAAGAUUAUCAAGUCGGUUGUUUAUUAUAUACUGACUAUAUAGUUUUUUAUUUAUUUUCAUUUUAUUGUUGUUGUUUUUUAUAUCUAAUGUUUUUAAA
This is a messenger RNA of Hydra vulgaris (swiftwater hydra), 1317 nucleotides long. Its product is annotated as peroxisomal biogenesis factor 3. The record is from RefSeq and is a predicted model, not a curated record. Gene Ontology annotation, molecular function: protein-macromolecule adaptor activity. Gene Ontology annotation, biological process: protein import into peroxisome membrane. Lineage: Eukaryota; Metazoa; Cnidaria; Hydrozoa; Anthoathecata; Hydridae. Gene Ontology annotation, cellular component: peroxisomal membrane.